This is a messenger RNA of Verticillium nonalfalfae, 2181 nucleotides long. RefSeq lists its product as uncharacterized. Gene Ontology annotation, biological process: carbohydrate metabolic process. Gene Ontology annotation, molecular function: alpha-L-fucosidase activity. NCBI's taxonomy places the organism in Eukaryota, Fungi, Ascomycota, Sordariomycetes, Glomerellales, Plectosphaerellaceae. The transcript has 9 exons. Bases 1 to 2181 code for a protein of 726 amino acids. The record is from RefSeq and is a predicted model, not a curated record.
AUGAGAGUGAUUCGGUUUCCUCUCACCAGCCGAGAGGUUCCAUCAUAUAUCCUUGUGAAGCUUUACCUAGGAAGGACCGACCAUUGGCAGCGUCGUCCGUCGCGUGAUGACCAAGAUGUGCUCGUUGAGACCUUCAAGGAUCUAACGGGGCGCUCACUAUGGUCCUCGGUUCCGGCUACCCACGGCACUCGAAGUAGUGAUAUAUACCUCCUCAAAAAGGCCUAUCCUGUUGGUAAUGGGAAACUUGGAGCAAUACCUCAUGGGCCCCCUGGUUCAGAAAAAAGCUACUCAGGUGGCAACCCGCCAUCUCCGAAACACGAAGCCUUACCGGGCUUGCGAGCCAACAUCUUCGCAAAUGGCACUGGACACGUCGAUCCUAUCCUGGGCAAAGGCGACCAUUUCGGUGCAUACCGAACACUGGGCAACUUCAGUGUUGUUGUCGAAGAAAUGGGCGACUUUUCUGACUAUCGCCGGACGCUCGACUUGACCACAGGUAUACAUACUACUGAAUUUGACACCGGUGAAGCUACCUUUACUACUGUCGUCUACUGCAGCUUUCCAGCAAAGAAAACACUCACAAUCGUCAUUGGGGCAGAGACGAACUUUGAUCAGUCCAAAGGCAAUGCGGAAAGUGGCUACAGUUUCCGUGGCGUGGAUCCUCACGAAUAUGUCGAACAAGUAACCAAUGACGCUGCAACACAAGGUCGCCGGACACUUCUCGAAGGUCACCUUGAAGACUAUCAGACUCUUCAAGGUGCUUUUACUUUUGAUCUCCCCGAUCCGAACAAGUCGGCGCAAAAAGAGACCGCUGCACUCAUCCAAGAGUAUGAUUCGGACGGUCCAGGAGAUCCCUUUUUGGAAGCUCUCUUGUUCGACUACGCUCGACAUCUUCUCAUCACAUCAUCGCGAGAAGAUUCCCUUCCGGCCAACCUGGCUGGGCGGUGGACGGAAGAACUUUGGCCGGCUUGGAGUGGUGAUUACCAUGCCAACAUCAACCUCCAAAUGAACUACUGGGCUGCUGACCAGACAGGGCUCAGUCGGACCCAAGACGCGCUUUGGAACUACAUGGAGAAAAACUGGGUACCUCGUGGCUCUGAGACGGCACAGCUUCUUUACAACGCCAGUGGCUGGGUUGUGCACAACGAGAUGAAUAUUUUCGGACAUACAGCCAUGAAAAACGCUGCCAGCUGGGCAUUCUAUCCGGCCGCUCCCGCAUGGAUGAUGCAGCACGUUUGGGACAAUUUUGAUUACACACAAGACAUCGGCUGGUUCAGGGAUCAAGGAUAUCCUCUGAUUAAGGGAGUUGCGGAGUUCUGGCUCUCUCAGCUGGUCGAAGACAAAUUCAGCAACGAUGGAACACUGGUCGUCAAUCCGUGCAAUAGCCCGGAGCAUGGGCCAACAACUUUUGGAUGCACCCACUAUCAGCAAGAGAUUCAUCGCGUGUUCGAUACAGUCUUAUCUGGCGCUGAAUACGUUCGGGAAGACGAUACUGGCUUUCUUGAAGAUGUCAAGUUGAGCCUCAAAAAGCUGGACAAAGGCCUUCAUUUCACUAACUGGGGAGGCAUCAAGGAAUGGAAGCUUCCGGAUUCUUUCGGUUUUGAAGAAAAGACUACGCAUCGCCAUCUUUCUCAUUUGACAGGUUGGCAUCCAGGAUAUUCGGUUUCAUCUUAUCUAGGCGGCUAUACGAAUGUCACGAUUCAGUCAGGCGUCAGGAAGACGCUGGAGUCUCGUGGCAAUGGCAACGGGCCCGAUGCGAACGCUGCCUGGGGCAAGGUCUGGCGGUCUGCUUGCUGGGCGCGUUUGAACAACACAGACAUGGCGCACUAUCAUCUCCGCUAUGCGAUUGAUGUCAACUUUGCCGACAAUGGUUUCAGCAUGUACUCGGCGCGCAAUGAACCGUUCCAAAUUGACGCCAAUUUCGGGCUCGCGGGAGCGAUACUGAGUAUGCUGGUGGUCGACCUACCCCUGGCGCACGAUGCUCCCUCUCAAGAAAUCAGAUCGGUGGUCCUUGGGCCUGCGAUCCCCGCAUCCUGGGCCGGUGGCAGUGUCAAAGGACUUCGUCUUCGAGGAGGUGGCGCAGUUGAUUUUAGCUGGAACGACGAUGGAUUAGUCACUGCAGCGGCAUUAACUGGAUCCCGAACGACAGUGAGGCUCGUAAAUGUCGAGGGUACAGUUUUGUAA